AAUAAUUGUGUUGUUGGGAAAAACAAUGAAAAUCCACAAGUAGAAAAUACAAGUGUUAAUUAAAUACUCAAAUAUAACUCGUUUUGUUAUAAUACUGUAAUAUUAUCUCGUAUGAAUUAGAGAGAGAAAUUUUAGAAAAACACCACCAGACCAGAUCAUCAAUUUGGUUGAGAACCAGUUUUGACUUCAGAAAUACCAAAUUAUUUGCAGUGUCAUAGUUUCACUAAAGUAAAGUUGCAAUCUUUUUUCUUUGUUCUUUGUAAAUGAGCUUAGUGAGAGAAAACCCAGAACAAAAAUGUCGGUGAAAAAUAGAGCUGGAUUUGGUGGUAAUGAAUCAUCUUCAAGGAAUUUUUUACCAAGGAAUUUUGUAAUCUUGCUAUGUAUUGGUAGCUUUUGUGCUGGAAUGUUCUUCACAGAAAGGAUGUGGAUGAUGCCUGAUGAAAAAGAUACUGUGAAUACAAGGAGCAGAGGUGAAGGCAUACGGACAAUACAAGAGCAGAAACAGGUUUUUCGGCAUGAAUCUAAUCAUGUCCCUAGGGAAUCCUUGGUGAAAGGCAACAGCAUACAUUCAUUGGAUAAAACAAUUUCAAAACUUGAGGAAGAAUUAGCUGCUGCAAGAGCAGCACAGGAGUCAAUAAUGAACGGAUCUCCUGUAACAGAGAGCUUGAGGAUUGCUGACUUAACUUCUAAACGAAAAUAUUUGAUGGUCAUAGGAAUUAACACUGCUUUUAAUAGCCGGAAACGAAGAGAUUCAGUUCGUGCAACUUGGAUGCCACAAGGUGACAAAAGAAAGAAGUUAGAAGAAGAAAAGGGCAUUGUUAUACGAUUUGUUAUUGGCCACAGUUCAACAUCUGGUGGCAUUCUUGAUAAGGCAAUCGAAGCAGAGGAUAACAAACAUGGAGACUUUUUGAGAUUGGAACAUGUAGAGGGCUAUUUGGAACUCUCAGCCAAGACAAGGACAUACUUUUCCACCGCUGUUGGCCUGUGGGAUGCUGACUUUUAUGUAAAAGUAGAUGACGAUGUUCAUGUUAAUCUAGGCACAUUAGGGAAGAUUUUAUCCAGCCAUCGCUUGAAGCCUAGAGUAUAUGUAGGUUGCAUGAAGUCUGGUCCAAUCCUUGCUAAAAAGGGAGUGAGAUAUCAAGAACCAGAGCAUUGGAAAUUUGGUGGAGAGGGAAACAAGUAUUUCCGACAUGCUACAGGACAGCUAUAUGCUAUUUCAAAUGACUUGGCAACCUAUAUAGCCAUCAACAAACAUCUGCUGCACAAAUAUGCGAAUGAAGAUGUUUCUUUAGGAUCAUGGCUUAUUGGUCUGGAUGUAACACAUGUUGAUGACAAGAAUCUAUGUUGUGGUACUCCCCCAGAUUGUGAAUGGAAAGCUCAGGCAGGAAAUGUUUGUGGUGCUUCAUUCGACUGGAUCUGCAGUGGCAUUUGCCGUUCUGAUGAAAGGAUUCACGAAGUUCACCAGCGUUGUGGGGAAAGUGAGGAUGAACUAUGGAAAGCCACUUUUUGAAAAUCUCAGGCACAAGCUCUUUAGAAUAUAGCAGUGGUAUCAUACUUUUCUACUUUGCCUAUGUAUAUGAAACACAUAUAGAGCAAUUUUGUGUAAACACGUCCUGCAUGUGAGAUAAAAAUACUAGUGGUUGGGUUAAAGGAAAACUUAUAUUGGUGGUGCUCCAUUUUGAAUGAGUGAGGAAGCGACAAGCAGCAUUUUGGGGAGGCAAUAAGGACUUUCUAAGCUAUUGUUCAACUGGUUAGAGAACCAAUAUUGAGAGUUUCUCUACCAUGAAUUGCCCUUUUGUUUUCGUUCAGCUCGGAUCAGUUAGCAUGUUAGAAUUUUUUCUUUGUACAUGUAUUAUAUCAAGAGAGUUUUGGAUGGUUGUCUUGUGUAAGUAGGUGUGUUGUAUGAGAUGUUGUCUCAGGUUGAUUUAUUCUUUCUCCACCUUGUUAUAUGACCUCCUCUGCUCUGUCGAUUUUGGUAAAGUAUGUUGGAGAUCAGACUGUACUAUAGAAAGAAUUUGUAAACUGUUUGUAUCUUUUGUACUUUUUUGUACACAUCAAAGGAAAAAGGCAAUUCUCUAUUC
Chenopodium quinoa (quinoa) is the source of this 2081-nucleotide messenger RNA. Its product is annotated as probable beta-1,3-galactosyltransferase 2. Bases 296 to 1510 code for a protein of 404 amino acids. Gene Ontology annotation, cellular component: Golgi membrane. The transcript has 11 exons. Lineage: Eukaryota; Viridiplantae; Streptophyta; Magnoliopsida; Caryophyllales; Amaranthaceae. Gene Ontology annotation, molecular function: hexosyltransferase activity. The record is from RefSeq and is a predicted model, not a curated record.